UGAUUCCCGCAUAUUCGAUGUAUGGACUUCAAAUCAAAUUUACAAAUUGGAGCGGUGUGGUCUGUGGUGUGUGGGUAGAGACUCAUGAUUGCGUAACGAUAGAAACAAACAAACUUAAAUUCAACACUUACUUCAAACUAUUUAUUGCUUUUUUUUUUUUUUUGUUUCAAUUCUAAAUAUCUCUGCCAACCAAAAUGGUUCCCAAAUCUGGUCAACCUUCCAAUCCUUCUUGGUUUACCCCCAAAAGGCUUCUUAUAAUAUUUUGUGUCAUAAACUUGAUUAAUUAUGUGGAUCGUGGAGCUAUAGCUAGUAAUGGUGUAAAUGGAACUCUUGCAACUUGUACUGAUUCUGGUGUUUGUACUGCCGGUUCUGGAAUUCAGGGAGAUUUUAACUUGAACAAUUUUCAAGAUGGAGUUUUGUCAUCUGCAUUUAUGGUUGGACUUUUAAUUGCUUCUCCAAUCUUUGCUUCUCUUGCCAAAAGUCAUAAUCCAUUCCGGCUUAUUGGUGUUGGAUUGUCUGUUUGGACAUUGGCAGUAGCUGGAUGUGGCAGUUCGUUUGAUUUUUGGUCUAUUGCAAUAUGCCGAAUGCUAGUUGGUGUAGGUGAGGCUUCCUUCAUAAGUCUUGCAGCACCAUUCAUCGAUGACAAUGCUCCUGUUGCACAGAAAACUGCAUGGCUUGCUACAUUUUACAUGUGCAUACCAGCUGGAACUGCGUUGGGCUAUGUUUAUGGUGGAUUGGUUGGAAGCAUAUUUAACUGGCGGGUUGCAUUCUGGUCUGAGGCAAUUUUGAUGCUUCCUUUUCCCAUAUUGGGUUUUUUAAUAAAGCCUUUGCAGUUGAAAGGUUUUGGUCCCACAGAAUCCAAGCAGACACUAACAUCUAUUGAAGCAAAUGUUUCAGAAAAUGGAGAUGAUGGCAUGCGUGCUGAAGAUCAAGCCUCUAUCAGAGAAUCUGGGUUAAAAUCCAAAUUGUGGAAUCAGUUCGCCAGAUUCUCAAAAGAUAUGAAGGAGCUUUUGCAUGACAGUGUGUAUGUUGUAAAUGUUUUAGGGUAUAUUGCAUACAAUUUUGUCAUUGGAGCUUACUCUUACUGGGGGCCAAAAGCAGGAUAUAGUAUUUAUCAUAUGAGUAAUGCUGACUUGGUGUUUGGAGGUGUUACAAUUGUUUGUGGGAUUUUGGGGACUUUAGCUGGAGGCGUGAUUCUUGAUAAGAUGAAUUCAACAAUCCCAAAUGCUUUCAAGCUUCUUUCUGGAGCAACAUUUCUAGGGGCAAUCUUUUGCUUGAUUGCUUUCCUUUUCAAGGGCUUGGCUGGUUUCAUUGUCUUCUUUUCUGUGGGUGAACUGCUGAUAUUCGCCACCCAGGCUCCAGUAAAUUAUGUUUCUCUCCGUUGCGUAAAACCAAGUUUGAGGCCACUGUCUAUGGCAAUCUCUACUGUUUCAAUCCAUAUAUUUGGCGAUGUCCCUUCCGCACCACUCGUUGGGGUCCUGCAGGAUCAUAUCAAUGACUGGAGGAAAACAUCUCUUUCUCUAACAUCAAUUUUCUUCAUAGCUGCCGUAAUAUGGUUCAUAGGAACCUUUUUGAAAAGUGAGGAUCUGUUUAACAAAGAUGAUGAAGACGAAUCAACCACUGCUCUAAUAGGGAAAACGAAGCCAUUGCUUGAAGGGAGCAGUGAAGCUUCCAGUCACGCCUAAUUUCUCGCCACUUUUAUGACUAAGCUUACAAUUUGCAAAUGAAAGAAAGUAUCCUGGUUUAUUUAUCUUUUGAAGAGGUAAAAUCAGUAGCACUUUUUCAUAAUCAGACUUAUAGAAAAUUGUCGAUGCUGCUUUUGAUACUUGUUGGUAAAAAGGAUAUUGGAUAACUUUUACACGUCUGGAGGAGUCUGCAGAAUUAUUUUCAAGUCUUGUAACCACUAAUCAUGAUCAAAUUGUUUGCAUGUAAGUAUUGUAAUUCUCAAGUCUUGCCAUGAAAAAGAAACUAGUAGUGGAUAUUUGUUAUUUCAUUCCAUGUAAUUAUUGUAAUUAAGUACUGACUUCAGAGAAAAUGAAAAACUAGCACCAGAUAUUUUCUGCUGGAAA
Molecule: messenger RNA, 2069 nt
Organism: Trifolium pratense (red clover)
Lineage: Eukaryota; Viridiplantae; Streptophyta; Magnoliopsida; Fabales; Fabaceae
Product: probable sphingolipid transporter spinster homolog 2
Exons: 16
Coding region: 195-1685 (496 amino acids)
Biological process (GO): transmembrane transport
Cellular component (GO): membrane
Molecular function (GO): transmembrane transporter activity
Source: RefSeq, a predicted model, not a curated record